UAUCUGCAGAUUGGAUUGCAAUAGCCAUAGCUUUUUUUUUAAUAUAUUUACUUUCAAUACAGGACUCCAGCCUGUCACUCGUCAUUACCACUAUGUGGAUUACCCAAGGAAUUGGCUCGAUGCUCAGAGAUACUGCCAAGCAACAUUCACUGAUUUAGCUACCAUAGAUAGCAUUAAUGAUGUGAAUAGUCUCAUGAAUGAAGUUGUGCUUGGCUACAUUGGCUCUUUAUGGAUUGGACUAAACAGAGGUACACAAGCACAGUGGGGCUGGUCUCGAGGGGAUGAGCCUCUAUCCAAUUACAGCAACUGGGAUGCAGGGAGGCCAAAUGGUUCUGGACAAUGUGUAGUUAAUAUCAACAAUGUCUGGCGUGAUUACAAUUGCACAGUACCUCUAUAUUUUGUGUGCUACUAUGAGGGAAAAGGAUACAUCCUGGUACAGUCUAACAAAACCUGGCAAGAUGCACAGAGUUACUGCCGAAGCUACUACACUGACCUGGCAACAAUCCGCUCUCCGUGGGAACAGAAGCAUUUGAUAGAACUUGUUGGUAGAGGAGUCUUCGUCUGGAUCGGCUUGUUCCUAGAUACUUGGGAGUGGUCUGACCAGUGGAGCCUCUUUUUCAGAAACUGGGCAUUAGGACAACCAAGUUCCACAUCUGGUAACUGCACUGCUAUGAUGACAAAUGAUUCUGGAAAAUGGACUGUUCAGAAUUGCAAUGCAGCACUUCCUUUUAUCUGCUAUGGAGAAGAAAACAUGGUGAAGAGAAAAAACAUAAUAAAAAUCAAAGUGGCUUACAGUGGAACAGCAAAUCUCAAUGAUCUGUCACUGCAGGCAGUGAUCUUAAAGGAAAUUGAAAAAAAAAUUAUAGGGCAGAGCAAGGCUAAUGAUAUCAAACUGAGCUGGAAAUUGAGGAGUGAUGGAAACGUGUUUGUGAAGCAAGGAGCCAGAGAUAAGAACGGAUAGGUUAUGAUCUCAUUCACCAUAUAAUAUGUCAAAAGUCUGACAUGCUCAUUACUUUUCUAAUCAAGAAAUGAUCUCAGUAUGCCUGAAUCAAUGUUUGUUUAUUAUGAAUUAGCAGAAGAUCUGAUAAAUAAUAUUAUUAAUAUUAAUAUUAUUAAAAUCUUUGCUUUGUGGAUGCUUUGGGGUUAGGUUCAGGCAACUUUUGCUUCAUGUUAUUUAUAUGGUUCUAAUUUAAU
Molecule: messenger RNA, 1194 nt
Organism: Pangasianodon hypophthalmus (striped catfish)
Lineage: Eukaryota; Metazoa; Chordata; Actinopteri; Siluriformes; Pangasiidae
Product: macrophage mannose receptor 1-like
Exons: 4
Coding region: 194-961 (255 amino acids)
Source: RefSeq, a predicted model, not a curated record